Mobula hypostoma (lesser devil ray) is the source of this 3553-nucleotide messenger RNA. It is a transcript of the gene vstm4a, whose product is annotated as V-set and transmembrane domain containing 4a. NCBI's taxonomy places the organism in Eukaryota, Metazoa, Chordata, Chondrichthyes, Myliobatiformes, Myliobatidae. The coding region runs from base 607 to 1578 and encodes 323 amino acids. The transcript is spliced from 8 exons. The record is from RefSeq and is a predicted model, not a curated record. Gene Ontology annotation, cellular component: membrane.
UCCUGGUGGGAUAGAAACAGAAUAUGCUUCACCCUAGGAGCUCACAAUGAAGUGAUUAUAUGUCGGCUAAUUUCCUCCAAAUGGGAAUGCCUGAGAAAUUAGUCACAAAACCAGCCACUAGUAAGUGGGCUUUCUCCUCCCCUUUCCCACCUCUUCCCAUCCUUCCUUCCCUGCCCGUCCUCGUCCUUCCCCUUUGAAGCUCCAGUGUGGCACCGAUAGGCAGCUGCUAAGCAGGGGCUGUGCUGUUGGCAGGGUUUCCUCCGCUGUGUCACCCCACCCACCCGCUAGAAAGUCUUUUAACCUCAGGCAACUUUUCUUCCAGCCGAACCGUGGAGCUGCACUGUUUCUGUCUUCCUGCAGCUGGGCGUCUUCAGCUGCGCCAGAUGUGCUGACAAUGAACUUCAAGCUGACUCGUUCCCUUUAAACAUUGACUGAAAGAAGUGACUUGCCUGUCGGACUACAGAGGAAAUGCCAUUUCCUACACUCGUGGAAAGAAGACUGCGUGUGCAUGGAGAAUGAGAAGCAAGGAGCAGACGGCUCGCCGACUUAUUACAUAACAUGUCAGAUGCUUGUAGACUUGAUUUAAACAGCUGGCUUCCAUGAAGCAUGCAAACUCUGGGAGUGGUGCUGCUGUUGACAAAACUUCUGAUUACAGAUUUCUGUGAGGCCUUGAGUGUUAUCGUAACUCCGGGGCCUGUGGUGAGGUUCACUGAGGGUCAGCGAGGGAGUCUGUUCUGCCGAGUGUCCCAGCAGAGGCGGAGAAACAGUUACCUGUCUCUGGUGUGGCUCUUCUCAAACGCAGAGAACAGUAAUCAGCGAAUCCUGAGAGUGAACCGGACGGGCCAUGUACAGGCCUUUCGCAACUGCAAAGAGCACCAUUGUGAACUCCAGUUCUUUCAGCAAGGUGCCGCCAAGAUCUUUGUACUGAUCAUCGACAAGUUUCACAGAUCUGACGAAGGGCGCUACCGAUGCAGAGUUCAGGAAAUCACAUACCUAAAUAGGAAAUGGCUGUCAAUAUCGAAUGGGGAAAACGGCACCGAAGUGAGAGUGCGGCUACCGCAGACAACUGCCGUGGUUAUACCCCAGAGCACGCAACAAACUUGGACAGUCUCCAAAGAUCUGUAUCUUUAUGUGACAUUGAUGUGCUCUGUGGGCAUCUUAUCAGUGAUGCUUUUUGCAGCCGUUAUUGUUUGUCAGAUUCUGAAGAACAGGAAAAAGUCAAAAGCAAGGAAAUAUCUGACCAAUGAGCCGAAUAGCAGUUCAGGAGAAAUGGUGACAAAUGCAGGGAGCUCAUCCAUCUUCCAAACCAAAUCGGGGAAGAAAACAAUUGCAGCUGGUGACACACCCCCUCCAGUCCCAGUGAAAAUACCGAGAAGAGAAGCAUCCACCAAAAGAAAGUUCUUGAAGAAACAUGAUGCCAAAUCCAUUCUGCCUCGGAUUGUGGAAGACAGCCUGACCUACGCUGAGCUGGAACUCACACCUACACACCCAACUGCCCCGCCUGUCGCGAGCUCUCCGACCCCUCAGAGUCCCACUACUGUCUAUGCCAAGAUCUUCUUUUCCAAAAACCAGAGUUAAUUUGCCGCUGCCAAAGCAUCAAGGUUGAAGCCGGGCCUGGUGACUGCGGUGAUACUAUGGCCCUCUUGGAGUUCGCCCAGGUCAGUGAGACAUUUCUACACUUGCCACUGCAGCUGGAGAAAUGCCUAGAGCUCAGCACUCAGACUCCAACAGCAGCUCAAAGCCUGCUCGUGUGAACAGGGAGAGUCACCGUGGGCACUCCGGGCCUUCCUCUUAGUCCUGGCUUCAAGAGUCCAUCCCGCCAACCUGUGUACAGGAAGUUUGUGGUCAGGGUAACAAAGAAAGAUGUAUGUGUAUGUGUUUGUAAGAAAAUAAAACAAUAAUUUAAUCAGUGUACACUGACAAUAAAGAGUCAGAGAGUAUGAGUAGCAGGCAAAAUAAACAAGUAAUUGUAUAAAUACAUAAGCCAUUGUGAACAUAUAUAGUUUGCUAAAUUUUACUUGAUAAUGCUCCUAUGAGGCUUUUCUAUGAUAAGCGUUCUACAAGUAUGUGUUUUUUUUUGUUCUACGUUCCUGGAUAGAUGAUUCACUAAAAGUCAGUGUACCCUCGUGCAUAUUACAGCGUACAGUAAGUGUAUGUGUUUUAGUGUGUUUGUGUGUGUGUGAUUUUCUGCACAUAUGUACAUUUGUAUGCAUGUGUAUGCAUGUGUGGGUGUGUUUCUGUGUAUGAUGAAGAAAUAUGCACCAAUGUGUGUGAGAGGAUAUGCAGAUGCGUGUAAAUGCCUGAGUUUGUAAGCCAGUUUUAUUCUGGCAUCAUAAUUCUGAGUCUUUAUCUAAAGCCUGUACUCUAUGAACCUCUUUAACAAAUUGUUAAUGGUCAGUACAAACACAGCAGUGGGGCCACUAACACCAAAUGAAGCCCCACUCUAAACCCUCCUCAAUUUCUGCACAUCAAGUACAACCAUGGGAUGUACCAGUUGGAACCUUCCGGAAUGGAACUCCAUUUGGAUGGUCUUUGGUGCCUUUUAUUUGCUGCAGCAGCCACCAUCUUGGCUGCUGGAAUCAGCCAAGGCAAGCAAAAGAGAACUUGUAAACUUGAUGGAAGGAAUAAUUUUGUAAAAUGACAGUGGGACCUCCUUGGACUCUCGACACUGGGCAACUUCCCAAACAGCUUGUCACUUCUUUUCCUGCUUGAUUCUACUGGCUGUGUGCUUUUAAUUUUACUGUAGAUGUAUAUGGACUUCAGUUAGUGGAUUACUUGAAUUGUGUGUGUCUGUACGAAGUUCCAUAAUAUAAUGAAAGAUGUGGGCUUCUGUUUGCAAAAAUAAAAAAAACUGUACUUCUUUGUAAAGACAGAAUAGUAAUAAUACUGGAUAAUAAACCAAAGUGAUUUAUGCUUUUAUAAUAUACAGAGCUGCCAAUAUUUAGAUAGAACCAACGAUGUCUGAACAUUGUGUAGGAACCUCCAGCUGUAACAUCGGACUCUUUGGGUUCCAGCUGAGACUAGACACCUGUUGCAGGCGGAGGCCUGAAACUCAUCUGGGUGAAGUCGGUAGAAGUAGCCAAGAGGUGACGGAACCUGAGGUGAAAGAGAGCUGUGCCCACAAUCAGAGGCACAAAAGAGCCUGCAGAGCUUGGAAAUCUUGACCAAACCACACACAAAAUGCUGGAGGAACCCAGCAGGUUAGGCAGCAUCUAUGGAGAGGAGUAAACAGUCGACAUGUUGGACAAAGACCCUCCUUCAGAUUUGGAGACAUGAAAGACUGCAGAUGCUGAGAACUGGAUCAAAGUGGAGGAAAUAUAUGGUCAAUGUCUUGAGUCUAGACCCUUCAUUUGGACUUAUGAAGGGUCAUGUCCAGAGGAAAGUCUUGACCCAAAACAUUGACUGCCCGUUUCCGUCCACAGACGCUGUCUGACACACUGAUUUCCUCAGCAGACUGUUUUAGUUUAAGAUUUAUUCCUUGCUACUUGUGGGGUCUUGUACAAAGUGUCACAUUUCUCCUGAGUGACCACACUUUAAUGGUUAUAAUGAAUAA